ACACAACAAAAAUCGGCCGCAGUCCUGCUGGGCGCGUUAUACUUACUGAAACUAACGCUGUGAGCAACACGCGAGCCCAUCAAUCGCAUCCAGGCGAGAAAAGGCCGCUUUGGUAGCUACGAGCAGUCAGCACCAUCCCUAAGGUCUAAGCAAUAAAGUUCCACAGCCGCCUUCGGCUCCGGACGACCGCGCGGUAGCCCAAAUCGAUCGCACGCAGCGAAACAAGAAGCAACAUGAGGUUCCUCGAGCGUCUAGGCCUGCAGAAGGCCAAGGACCCGCAGGAGGAGAUGAAAAAAUGGCGCCGCGAAUUAAGGAAAGAGCAGCGCGCGAUGGACCGCGAGAUCUCGAAGCUCGAGCAGAUGGAGCGGAAGUCGCGCGACGAGUGCCGGAAAUACGGGAAGGAAGGCCGCCAGGACGCGUGCAAGAUCGUCGCGCGCGAGAUCGUGCGGACGCGCGCGGCGCGGAACCGGAUGCUCAUGGCGAAGGCCCAGAUCAACUCCGUGAACAUGCAGCUCCAGACGCAGGCGGCCAUGGUGCGCGCCGCGGGCUGCAUGAAGAAGUCGACGGAGGUGAUGCGCUGCAUGAACAAAUUGGUCAAGCUGCCGGAGCUCCAGAAGACGAUGAUGGAGAUGCAGCGCGAGAUGGAGCGGAGCGGGUUGAUCGAGGAGGUGGUCGGCGACGCGCUCGACGAGCUCGACGGCGACGACGUCGAGGAGGAGACCGAGCUGCAGGUCAACAAGGUCGUCGAGGAGCUGGCCGGCGACCUCUUCAAGGGCCAGACCGACGCGCCGGAGACGCUGCCCGAACAGCAGGCCGUGGAGCCCGCGGAAGCCGACGACGACCUGGACACGAUGAAGGCGCGGCUCCAGGCAUUGUGAUAUGUAAUCGUUUUUCGGAUUUUUUG
This is a messenger RNA of Pelagomonas calceolata, 904 nucleotides long. NCBI's taxonomy places the organism in Eukaryota, Pelagophyceae, Pelagomonadales, Pelagomonadaceae. The record is from the annotation of a GenBank genome assembly.